UGCGUCCCGUGUAAACAACAAGAGAGCGAAUUAGUUACGAAAGCUCUAAUCGGUUUUUCGUGCAAGAAGGCGAAGUUUGUUAACGGGAUUUAGCUAAUUUGGAGAAAAUCGGUUUUCUUUUCGAGAGAAAGCUGAUUCGUGUUCGUAUCUCGUUUCGUUUGAGUUCAUUCUUUAGGAAAUGGAGGGAAGGAGCUACUCGGAGUUUUACAGAAACACGAGCGAAGAAUUGUUCAUAAAGACAAUGAUGGAAAGCUCGAUCGGAAUGCCAGCUCCAACAAUGGAGAUGUUAGGGUUCAAGAAUCUCGCUCAGAAUCUUCGAGCCGACAGCGAAGAACUCUUCAAAAGCUGGCUCACAAACGGCGAGAAUAACGGUGGUCAUUCGACAGUCAUAGGACAUCGUCCUCGACAAGCAUCGAGAAGGAUCUCAACUGAACUGGCAAGUUUAGCUAAUCAAACUGGAGUUGCACUCCAGAAAAAAACAAACGACGACUUUAUAUUUCCACAAACUACCCCUACGGCUGUUGAUUCUUCGAAUGAUCUCGUUUCAACCAGGACUGUAGGUGAAAACGGGUUGCAGGGUAGUAAUCGAUUUUUGGCAAAGGCCUGGUUUCACAGCUCUCACCCCAUGACUAGGAGUCGAUCCUCCGAGUUAAGGUACCACUCGAACGAUCAAUUUUCUAUAGUCGAUCUAAUAAACGUGGCGUAUUUUUAUUUUUUAAAUUUGGAUAGCAAUUAAUUGUAUUCAAUAUCUUGAAGGAAGAAAUAUGUUGCUAUGCAAAACUCACAAACACCAAUAGGAAUCGAGGCAAUGCACGAAGCGUCUGAAAAUGGCGUCGUCAACAAUUUCAGACAUGAACCCGUAAAUCCAAACGGUUUCAUUAAUAAUAAUACUAAUAUUUCGUUAUACGAUAGCGCAUUUAUGUCGCCAUCGAAUUCGUCUUCAUCUGCAUUUACUGAUCCACAAAUCGGGAGUAUGGACAAGAUUUCGUCUGUAGUGAGCAUGUUGAAGGGCACCCUAGAGCGAAAGAAGCUCGUAAAUAACCAAGCUAUGGAGAACACUUGUUUCGAUAAUUACUACAAUAAUAAUAAUAAUAACCAUGGCGAUCAAGAAAUUCAUGCGUACGAAAACGGGGGGAAUUUUCAAGAUUUAUCCACACUCGGAGUUUUACAAACGAUUGAAGAGUCGUUAUUGGAAGGUAUUAUUGUGGGCCCCACUCAGAUGAACACAAUAUCACGGGAGCCGUCUCAGAGCGAAUCUUCGGCACAAGCUUUGAGUGUUUGCGAGAGCUCGAUGAAUCAAAUGGGAGGUGGUGGGACCGAAGAUUAUUCUAGAACUAAAGGUACGAUAAAUAACAUUAUUAUUCAACUCUUUUCGUUACAUAAAUCAAGACUACUAAAAUCAGUAGUUUCGAAGGUAUAUUCUUUUUUAGUCCUUACCGAUUCCAAAUUUAUCUUGCAGAAAGGUGGUUUAAUUCGUUAUGGAUCGGUUACGUCAGCUGGUUCGGUUGAAAGAGGAGAUCCGACGAAAAAACGUCGCGUGGAGCGAUCACGAAAGAUGGCAGAAGCAAAGGGAAGAAGUUCAACACCAACAGUGCCUUCAGAUAUGCAGUCUGUAUUGAAGAGAUGUGAGAAUCUUGAGAAGGAAGUUCGUUCCCUUAAACUUAACUUGUCCUUUAUGAACAGAAAGGAUUCGGAGCAGACUAAGCAAAUCGAAGAGCUACAGAAGCAGAAUCAGGAUUUGGGAGACGAAAAGGAACGACUACUCGAAGAAAUCGAGAGGAUAAUUGCAGAAACCGGGAAGAUGUGACUAAUUUUUUAUUUAGCAACUCUCUCUUAAGUUCUAACAUUAUAGUUUUCGAUAAAUAAAAACAUCGACUGUUAGU
Messenger RNA from Erythranthe guttata (spotted monkey flower), 1883 nucleotides. Lineage: Eukaryota; Viridiplantae; Streptophyta; Magnoliopsida; Lamiales; Phrymaceae. The record is from RefSeq and is a predicted model, not a curated record.